GCUGUUGUUUCCUGUUGGUGCUCAGCUUCUGGGUAGCCAUGGGAGAAGGUUCUCGACGCCUUCCAUGCCCCGAGCGCAUCGUGGACAUGGUCGGCUUCGCGUUUGGCGCCGGAGCCUGCGGUGGCUUUUGUAUGACCUUUGUGCGAAGCCUACGCAACUUCCCCAAGGGCCACCGCCUCGCUGGAGCCUUCGCGGCCGCACAGACGCGGGCACCGCAACUGGCCAGUACUUUUGCCAUGUGGUCGGGGCUCUUUCACAGCUUUGAUUGUGCGGUCUCCCAACGGCAUCUAGAUCCACAAGGCGCUAGGUCUUCGGUGGAUGCGGCCUGCUGUGGCUUCUUGACCGCCGGCGCCCGGAGUCCCACGAUCUCGUCGACUCCCACCCUUCAGAAGGUGGACGACCUGGGUGACGAGGUCUUAUCCUUGCGGCAAGGUCCGCGAGCAGCUUCCCUCAAUGCGCUGUUCGGCGCCUUUUGCGUGGGCUUCAUCGAUGUCGUCUCAGGGAACGCUCGUCUCUGACCGGUCCGCGCGGGCUCGGCCGGCGUUGUGGAGCGGAGGUCGGACGAAAAAAAGGGGCGACUCGGCCGGACCGGUUGGAGCAACAUGAGC
Molecule: messenger RNA, 608 nt
Organism: Durusdinium trenchii
Lineage: Eukaryota; Dinophyceae; Suessiales; Symbiodiniaceae
Source: the annotation of a GenBank genome assembly